Molecule: messenger RNA, 3929 nt
Organism: Passer montanus (Eurasian tree sparrow)
Lineage: Eukaryota; Metazoa; Chordata; Aves; Passeriformes; Passeridae
Gene: ATP6V0A1
Product: ATPase H+ transporting V0 subunit a1
Exons: 22
Coding region: 177-2714 (845 amino acids)
Biological process (GO): vacuolar acidification; proton transmembrane transport
Cellular component (GO): vacuolar proton-transporting V-type ATPase, V0 domain; plasma membrane; vacuolar proton-transporting V-type ATPase complex
Molecular function (GO): proton-transporting ATPase activity, rotational mechanism; ATPase binding
Source: RefSeq, a predicted model, not a curated record
GCUCAUGACGUCACCCACCGCGGUGCCGCCUCCGUCAUCACGUCCGGGGCGGGGCCGCGCGCCGUCGCCGGGAGACGUGCGCGUGACGGUGACGCACGGACGGGAGCCGGCUCGGGCCAGGCGGCGGCAGCGACAGCGACAGCGGCGGCAGAGGCCGCGGCGGGAGCGGCGCCGCCAUGGGGGAGCUGUUCCGCAGCGAGGAGAUGACCCUGGCGCAGCUGUUCCUGCAGUCCGAGGCCGCCUACUGCUGUGUCAGCGAGCUGGGCGAGCUGGGCAAGGUCCAGUUCCGCGACCUGAACCCCGACGUGAACGUGUUCCACCGUAAAUUCGUCAAUGAGGUCCGGAGGUGCGAGGAGAUGGACCGAAAGCUCCGGUUUGUGGAGAAGGAGAUUAAAAAGGCAAAUAUUCCCAUCAUGGACACGGGUGAAAACCCAGAGGUGCCUUUUCCACGUGACAUGAUUGACCUGGAGGCAAACUUUGAGAAAAUUGAAAAUGAGCUUAAAGAAAUCAACACCAACCAGGAGGCUCUGAAGAGAAACUUCUUGGAGCUGACAGAAUUAAAGUUUAUACUGCGUAAAACUCAGCAGUUUUUUGAUGAGGCUGAAUUGCAUCAUCAGCAGAUGGCGGAUCCAGACCUGCUGGAGGAAUCCUCUUCACUGCUGGAGCCGAGCGAGAUGGGAAGAGGUGCCCCGCUCCGACUCGGGUUCGUGGCUGGCGUGAUCAACCGCGAGCGCAUCCCCACCUUCGAGCGGAUGCUGUGGCGCGUGUGCCGCGGGAACGUCUUCCUGCGGCAGGCCGAGAUCGAGAACCCCCUGGAGGACCCCGUCACGGGGGAUUACGUGCACAAGUCUGUAUUUAUCAUCUUCUUCCAAGGUGACCAGCUGAAGAACAGAGUCAAGAAGAUCUGUGAAGGGUUCCGAGCCUCCCUCUACCCAUGCCCAGAAACUCCUCAGGAGCGGAAGGAAAUGGCUUCUGGUGUCAACACCAGAAUUGAUGAUCUUCAGAUGGUGCUGAACCAAACUGAGGAUCACCGCCAGAGGGUUUUGCAGGCAGCUGCUAAAAACAUCCGCGUGUGGUUCAUCAAAGUGAGGAAGAUGAAGGCCAUCUACCACACCCUGAACCUGUGCAACAUCGACGUGACACAGAAGUGCUUGAUUGCUGAAGUCUGGUGUCCUGUUGCUGACCUGGACUCCAUCCAGUUUGCUCUCAGGAGAGGCACUGAGCACAGUGGAUCCACUGUCCCAUCUAUUUUAAACAGGAUGCAAACCAAUCAGACCCCACCCACGUACAACAAAACUAACAAGUUUACUUCUGGCUUUCAAAACAUUGUUGAUGCUUAUGGCAUUGGGACAUAUCGGGAAAUAAAUCCAGCACCCUAUACCAUCAUCACCUUCCCAUUCCUGUUUGCUGUGAUGUUUGGGGAUUUUGGCCAUGGCAUCCUGAUGACUCUGAUUGCUGUCUGGAUGGUGGUGAGGGAGAGCCGGAUCCUCUCCCAGAAGAGUGACAAUGAGAUGUUCAACAUGGUGUUCAGUGGUCGAUACAUCAUCCUGCUGAUGGGGCUGUUCUCCACCUACACGGGGCUCAUCUACAACGACUGCUUCUCCAAAUCCCUCAACAUGUUUGGUUCCUCCUGGAGCGUCAGGCCCAUGUUCAAUAAAGCAAACUGGUCAGAUGCUUUGCUGGAGACCACCCCCCUGCUGCAGCUGGAUCCUGCCAUCCCAGGGGUGUUUGGUGGGCCCUACCCAUUUGGCAUUGACCCAAUCUGGAAUAUUGCCAGCAAUAAGCUGGCUUUCCUCAAUUCCUUCAAGAUGAAGAUGUCUGUGAUUCUUGGCAUUUUCCAGAUGCUCUUUGGUGUUGCUUUGAGUCUCCUCAACCACAUCUAUUUUAAGAAGCCACUGAACAUAUACCUUGGAUUUAUCCCAGAAAUGAUUUUCAUGUCCUCCCUCUUUGGAUACCUUGUUAUUCUCAUCUUUUACAAGUGGACAGCCUACGAUGCUCACACAUCCAAGGAAGCACCCAGCCUCUUAAUACACUUCAUCAACAUGUUUCUGUUCUCCUAUGAGGACACCAGUAAUAAGAUGCUUUAUAGUGGGCAGAAAGGGCUCCAGUGCUUCCUCGUGGUGGUAGCCUUGCUGUGUGUGCCAUGGAUGCUGGUAGCCAAACCCCUGGUCCUUCGCCAGCAGUACUUGAGGAGAAAACACUUGGGCACGCACAACUUUGGUGGGAUCCGGGUGGGCAAUGGCCCAACAGAGGAGGAUGCUGAGAUCAUUCAACAUGACCAGUUAUCUACCCAUUCUGAGGAGGGGGAAGAGCCUACAGAGGACGAGGUGUUUGACUUUGGGGACACCGUGGUGUACCAGGCCAUCCACACCAUCGAGUACUGCCUGGGCUGCAUCUCCAACACUGCCUCCUACCUGCGCCUCUGGGCCCUGAGCUUGGCCCACGCACAGCUCUCAGAGGUGCUCUGGACCAUGGUGAUCCACAUUGGCCUGAGCGUGAGGAGCCUGGGGGGAGGCUUGGGCCUCUUCUUCAUCUUUGCUGCUUUUGCCACGCUGACAGUGGCCAUCCUGCUGGUCAUGGAGGGGCUUUCAGCCUUCCUCCACGCUCUGCGCCUGCACUGGAUUGAAUUCCAGAACAAGUUCUACACUGGCACUGGGUUCAAGUUUCUCCCUUUCUCCUUUGAUAUCAUCCGUGAGGGGAGGUUUGAUGACUGAGGCCCCCACUCCAGCAGUGUUAAACGUUGUGUGUGUGUGUGUGUGAGAGCCCAGCACCAAGGCUGUGGCUGUCCCCUCCCCGUGUGUGUGACUUGUGUGUAGUGACAAUAACUUAUUGCAGCACCCUUGAGCGUUCCCAUGGCAUCCCAAAGCCAAAAGCUUUGACGUUCUGGGGUCACAACACUGGAUCACAGAAACUUUCGUUCCUUAAGUUUACUCCCAGAGGUACCAAGUGCAUGAGGUGUCUGUUUGGUGUGCAGUCGUGUGCUCCCUGUAUUGUGCAUUCCCUGGCAGCUGAUCAGGGCAGAAAAGAAAUGGCAGCUGUGCUGAGGGGACAAAAUAGCACAUGGAGAAAAGGCUCAGCGACCUCAGCUCCAGAAGAGUGAGGGCUGUUCUCUCUCUUCUUGCUGGAGGCAGUGGUGAGAGCCCUCAUGCUCUGGGACUCAGCUGCCUGACUGGCAGGAUGGGGAGGGAUGAGCCUUGGUGCAGACUGUCACUGGUCACUGCAGGCACUGCCACUGGCAGUGACAUUUCUUGGGCUUUCUGCUUUGAAACCAAGGCCCUCCAGGCACAUCAGAUCGUGCCUGCGUGGGCUUGGCAUAGCUGGAGGCAGCUUUUGCUCAGGUGGAUGUACCAGUGACUCACAUUGUCCUCUGCACUCUCUGGGGAGCCUUUAAGGGAGAGAGCAGCUCAGUCUUGCCAAAACAGCUCCAUGGCAGGGGGCUCUCUGUGCUGUGUCCCUGCAUUAGCUGUUGCUUUCUUUCCUGUCCGAGCUGUCAGUGUUUCCUUGCACUCCUCAACUCGAUGUAGCUGUAGCAGCAGUGGGUGUGUCAGUGCUGUGUGUGACUGUCGUGUUCCAUUCGCACAGUGGAGCUGGGUAUUUGUGUAUGAACAGAUUAGAACAAUAACGAGACUCAUUAAGCUGGAAGCAGAGAGGAAAUGCCUCAAGGUGCCAGGCUGCUUAAAAUUAGGUGAGAAGGUUCUGUGUACCUUGCACACUGCAAUGUGCAUGGGGCACAGGGACCCUUGGGCAGCCCUGGGCACUGGCUGUGUUACAGGAGGGUGUGGUGGGCAUCCACAGAGGUGUCUGCAGACUGAAGGGUGAGAUCAAAGUGUGGCUGCAGGUGGAGCUUUGAUUCUCUGUCUGUGUUCUGCUGCCUGGGUGAAACACGUUGCUGACAGUCGCUGUAUACAUUAAAUGAACUCCACAACAAA